Chara braunii is the source of this 885-nucleotide messenger RNA. The record is from the annotation of a GenBank genome assembly. Lineage: Eukaryota; Viridiplantae; Streptophyta; Charophyceae; Charales; Characeae.
GCGCGUUUUUUUUGACGACAUGGUUUCUAACGAAGAAUUACGAAGUGGUGCGGCUGAAUGGUUGCUGACUAUAGAAGAAGGCGGCCGCCGGUUGCAGGAGGUUGUGGAUAUUUUGUGUUCGAGCCAUGGUGAUCAGUUAGGGGCUGCAGGGGGGACAGUCACACUACAGCCAUGGCUGGAGGACAUGAUGCAGAGUAUGCUUGAAGUCAUUUGGGAGUUGGAGGGGCCGGCUCCUUCGCUUGAUGACUUUGUGGAUUGGCAUCAAAUGGCUUGCUCAUGCACAGGUGCUACGACAUCUUUAGGAGCGGCCAGGAUCGCUGUGCAGCCUUGGAGGCGGGAUUGUCGCCUGCGACAACGAAUGGAGAGAACAGAGGUGACAACAGCUUCAGCAUCAACAUCGAUUGUAACGACUGCAACGACAACGACAUCAUCGUCAGAGGUGGCGGUGGUAACAACAGCGACGACAACGUCGACAAUAACAAUGAUAGAAACAUCAACAACAACAACAACCUCACGAUUGUCAACCAUAGCUUUCUUGGUGUCAUGAAUGACAACUGUGGAGACGACAUCGUUAGCAAAGGGAUUGACGUUGGAGAUGGUGAGAACAUCAAUGAAAACGGCGACAAUAACGACAAUAAUAACUUCAACAUCUUCAACAACAACAACAAACAACUUAAGAAUGUUAACCACAGUUUUAUUGCUGACGACAACUACGGAGACAAAAUCGACGGCAAAGGGAUCGACGACAAUAACUGUGGAGAUGAAAUUGAUGGUCAAAGGAUCGACGAUAAUAACGGCGCUAUUGGGAUCGGCGGCACUGCUGGCAACAAUAGCACCGACAGGAUGCAACAAUAGCACCGACAGGAUUAACAGCAAUAAUAACUA